UAUUUUUAGGCUCCAUCUUGAGUCCAGGAUCUAAGAGUGUUAAAGAGUCCUGAGGUCUGCUCUCUGCUCGCAGAAUCACGGCCGGUUCAGCCUCCGAUCCUUGGGACCUCCAUCUGGGUCUGCGUCCGGUCUAGGACAGCAGGUGUCCUGAGAGGACGAGCAGCUGAGGUGGGUCGGAAAGGGCCUGCGGCGGCUGACCCCCCCUCCUCACCAGGUUCUGCACUAUGGGGAACCACGGCUCCAACCUGGACGACAUCCUUUCUGAGGACAUGCACCACUGGUACAACAAGUUCAUGCGGGAGUCUCCGUCGGGCCUCAUCACCCUGUUCGAGCUGAAGGCCAUCCUCAACCUGAGGGGCAUCACCGAGGACGCCAACAGCUACGUGGAGCAGGUCUUCUUCACCUUCGACAUGGACGGGGACGGUUACAUAGACUUCGUGGAGUACAUCGCCGCCAUCAGCCUGCUGCUGAAGGGGGAGAUCAACCAGAAGCUGAAGUGGUACUUCAAGCUGUUCGACCAGGACGGCAACGGGAAGAUCGACAAGGAUGAGCUGGAGACCAUCUUCACGGCCAUCCAGGACAUCACACGUAACAGGGACAUCGACCCCGAGGACAUCGUGGCGCUCAUCUUUGAGAAGAUCGAUGUGAAGGGUGAAGGUGAAAUGACAUUGGAGGAGUUCAUCGAAGGAGCCAAAGAACAUCCGGACAUCAUGGAAAUGCUAAAGAACCUGAUGGACCUGACCCCUGUCCUGGAGAUCAUUGUAAAAGGCCGAGUGAAUGAAAUCAAAGACUGAGAGCGCUCAGAGCGCCGCGACGUCCUGCUUCUGCUGCGAGCAGCCGAGCACUCGCCGUCCAGCCUGCGAGCUCCUGGCUGCUUCAACUUUCAGGAGAACUCCAAGACUUUACAAACCCCACCUCAAACUUCCUUCAAAGCCGUCUAUCAGACUCCUAAUUUCAAUCCGGCUUCUCGUUUCUCGUCUGGACCUUUUUAGUUCUGUGAGCGUUGACACUGGUUUCAUAAAAAAGAUUUCUCAUGGGAGCUGCUCAUUCAAACGAUGCUGAAAGACUCUUCUCUUCACUGACAAUUUGUCUAGUUUUAGUUUGUUUUUAGCUAAAUUAGGAGUUCUUUCAUUUUGAAAGCAUCUUGAAGUCUUCAGCUGAUUUGCAACAUCAUGAAGCCAAAAUAUUGACUUCAAAGACGAGGGGACUUGCUAUAUGUGGAGAGAGGCAGGGCUGUAAGGCGGAGAAAGGCGGGGCUUUGAGCAGAGGCUCAGUGAAGGGAAGAGAAGUUGUGGCGCGUCAGAGCCUGCCUCAAGUGACCAUUGGUGGAAUUACACUUAAAGUUCCUCUGCAUGUUUCAAACAUCAAUGAAAACCCUUUAAAAUCUCAAUUACUUUGAACUUCUUCAGCAUUUUAUGAAAUACUUGCACUUUUCCAGAACUUUUCAGCACUUUCACCCCACUGACAACACACCAAGGUGUUCUGAUCCAACCAUUCAGUCCUGACUGAGAAGACCACAGUGGACCACCGCACUCUCCAAUCAGAAACUCCCACCUGAAUCUCAUCAUUUCCUGGAGAAGUUCUUCCAGAAUCCUUGUGAAUUUUUCAGACGUUUUUGGCUGAGUUCAGGUUCAGGAUUUAACGAGGAAUUCAUCGUAUUUUCACACUGGAAACAAACCAAACCAACUAAAUCAAGAGAAUCGAUCAAUAAUAAUCAUCUCAUGCUUGACUUGGGUUCUAAUGUCAAGUUGAGAUUUAUUGACUUGAGGCUGCAGUCAUCCUCUCCAUUCACUCUUCUUUGGUGGUGAAACCUUUACUUACCAAAGAGUGCAACAGAAGGAAGAUGGUUAUCCAGUAAAGACUGGAAGCCAUACCAGCUGAAGUCUGACUUCAGAGGUGAAGAUCCUCCUCCAGCUGAACUUCCAUAGAUCUGAGCUGCCGGUUAGCAUCCAUGCUAUCACUCUAGAGACCCUGUUUGAUCUUUUGAACCAAUCAUGUUCUGUGUUGCCUUACCAAUAAAGUUUUUAAACAAAGCUCCAGCCUGAAAUCCCUUUUUCAGUUCUCAUCUAAUGACUUCACUUCACAGAGGUGUACCUCAAGGCUCUAGUUCAAGACUUCUGCUUUAUUUGAAACAUUUGGUAACAGCUUGAUUAAUUAUGUCCAUUUACACCUCUAAGUUCAAAAAAGAACUUUGUAAACUUUCUGUGUUGCGUUUUGGUCCAGAGGAAAGUCCUUUCUUCUUUCCGUUUGCUUCGAUCCUCCUAAUUUCCAGAACAUUCUUCCGUCUACUUCUCCAGAAAAAAAAACAUUUGAGAAACAGAAUUAA
This is a messenger RNA of Oryzias melastigma (Indian medaka), 2326 nucleotides long. RefSeq names its product guanylate cyclase activator 1d (gene guca1d). The record is from RefSeq and is a predicted model, not a curated record. Lineage: Eukaryota; Metazoa; Chordata; Actinopteri; Beloniformes; Adrianichthyidae. Bases 225 to 794 code for a protein of 189 amino acids. Gene Ontology annotation, molecular function: calcium ion binding; calcium sensitive guanylate cyclase activator activity. The transcript is spliced from 4 exons.